This is a messenger RNA of Ruditapes philippinarum (Manila clam), 10656 nucleotides long. Its product is annotated as F-box/SPRY domain-containing protein 1-like. Bases 11 to 772 code for a protein of 253 amino acids. The record is from RefSeq and is a predicted model, not a curated record. Gene Ontology annotation, cellular component: SCF ubiquitin ligase complex; synapse. The transcript has 3 exons. Gene Ontology annotation, biological process: synapse assembly involved in innervation; proteasome-mediated ubiquitin-dependent protein catabolic process. Lineage: Eukaryota; Metazoa; Mollusca; Bivalvia; Venerida; Veneridae. Gene Ontology annotation, molecular function: protein binding.
AAUUAUCAAAAUGGCCGCCGAAAGCCUUCCGUGUUAUGUCUUAGAAAAUUUAUUUUCUUAUUUAGACAUUAAUGACCUACGAAAUUGUUCUUUAGUCUGUAAAUCAUGGUACAAGUUUCUAAAUGACGAAAAUAAUGACGUUUGGAGACUUCAUUGUGUACGAAAACUAGCAGAAGAGGCGUUGAAAUCUGAUAUUUUGUCAAAUUGUCCGACUUAUAAAGCGAAACUGCGUGCAUUUUAUCAUGCAUGGAAUCCGAAUGAUUGCUCUAGAAACAUAUAUAUUAAACCAAAUGGAUUUACACUUCAUCGGAACCCAGUUGCUCAAAGCACUGAUGGGUGCCGAGGAAAAUUAGGCUUUAAACAGGGUCGACAUUGCUGGGAGGUUGUGUGGGAGGGGCCACUUGGUACUAUAGCAGUUAUUGGACUAGCAACUAAAACUGCGAACAUGCAGAUUCAUGGAUAUUCAGCAUUGCUUGGAACAGAUGAUCAGUCAUGGGGAUGGAAUUUAGUUGAUAAUCAUUUAUUACACAAUGGAGAUUCACAAGGAAAUUUUCCAUUGUUGAACAAUGCUCCCAAGUAUCAGGUUGGUGAAAGAAUACGUGUGAUAUUAGACUGUGAUGACAAUACGUUAGCAUUUGAGAAAAAUUAUGAAUUUCUAGGUGUGGCUUUUCGAGGACUGCCCAAUGAUACUCAACUUUAUCCAUCAGUUUCUGCAGUGUACGGCAAUACAGAAGUCACUAUGGUUUAUCUAGGUCAACCGCUAGAUGGAUGAUGUUUGCUUAGCAUAGAAAACAAAUUACAUUUUUUAUACUUGGUUUCAUUCAUUACAAUGUUGUGUAGCACUGAAAAGUUUUACAUGUAAUACUGUCUUUGUACAGAAGGUAUGUAGGAGAAAAAAGAACAUGCACAGAGGCUUAUUAAAAAGACAGUGUAUGAGGUAAGUUGAGAAGUUGAACGAAAUAACUGACAGCUGAUUGGUAAAAGAACUACAGCUGAGAAAAAGAUUAGAAGAUAUUGGGUAAAGAAACUACAUGUAGCCUUACUAGAAAUAGUGUGCGUAAGUGAAGUGAACAUAGCCAACAUAAAAGAAAGUCUCUAUCAUUAAGAUCAUGUACACUUUCAAAGGCGAGAAAAAAAAAUAGCAAGGGGAAAUAACUUGUGCAUGGAAAUAUAGUGAUUUCAGGGCAAGGUUGAACAAAUUAAUGCUGAUUGCAGUGAAGAGUUGCAGGGACAGAGUUUAAAUAUAUGUGUGCAUUGUAUUGUUUACUAGUAGAGAUAGAUGCUGAAAAUCUCUUGUGUCUUACAUGUAGAUGUAUAACUUGCAUGUAAUUUGAGCCGCGUCACGACAAAACCAACAUAAUGCGUUUGCGACCAUUCGCGCAGACUGAUCAGGAUCCAUGCUGUUGCUAUCAGUAUCUCUACUUGUAAUAGGGUUUGUAAGCGAACAGCAUGGAUCCUGAUCAGACUGGUCGCAAACCCACUAUGUUGGUUUUGUCGUGACGCGGCUCAAUUUUCUUUUUGUAUAUUUUUGUGAAUCUGCUGACUGACUGAUGAAUUGAUAGUUUUUGAUGUAUUUAGAGUAAAGUGAAAUGAUGAUGUUACUGUAGAUUGUAUACUUACAAAGUUCUACAUGGUUAAUAAGUUAUGAAAAAAAAUAUUUGUGUCAAGAGAAAAUGAAGAAGUCAAGUCGUCCUAUUUACUCAUAAAUCAGUCUUCAAAAUUAGCAGCUGUGAAAACUUAUUAACGACUAGUCCGUAGGGUAAAAUGUCUCAAAAGGAUGUUAAAACAAUACAAAAAACAACAAGAAAUAGAUACAUAGUAAAUUAUAUAAGCCAAAAGUUGUGACACGUUCACAACUGAAAAAAAAAAGUUUCAAAAAGACUGAGAGGUCUUUGUCAUUAACUUAGAAUAAUACACUAAACAGAAGUUCUAAGGACUACAAUGUACCUAGUUGUGUGUCCAUGCCAGCUAAAUUAUGGUCUGUUUCUUUAACUAUUAGUUUAUACUAAUUUAUUUUAGUUUGAUUUUGUUGGAAGCUAUAAGCUUAUUUAAACACUCUAAGAUUUGUUCCUUAUACCAACCAGUACUAAGCAAUGAGUGUAAAGUUUCUUGUUCUCAGAAACAAGGGCUUGCCCCUGAUGGGGUUUGAACCCCAGCAAUCCUUAGAUUACUAGUCAGACGCGUCGACCACACUGCCACAUUAGUGCCUACUGUAAUCCAGCAUUGUUAUGUAAGGUCAGAUACUCUACCUUGUAUGCCAGUACUAUUGAUGUAAGAAACACUAGGAUUACCGAGCAUCUGUAAAAAUUUAUAUAUAUUCCAUUUGAUCUAAAUAAUGGCUGUAAGGCUGUAAACCAAGCUAAGACAAAUAUCUGUCAUUUGAAAAAAUAAAGGGAAAUAGGUUAAUAAGUAAAUGAGGUUGGGGCUGUCAUAAUUCUGUUGUAGAUUUCAAACAUUUUGUUGUGACAUACUUUUUCAUUAUUUCUUAAUGAUGUAGAACUUAAUAGAAUUGAUUCUUUACUGUCAUGAUAGACUGUAAGAUUUAUAUACUAGUGUAAUAUCAGAGUUGUGGAACAUUGUAUUAUUGUUGAGUAUAUCUGUUACUGUAUGUGAGAAUUUUGUAAAUCAUUAAAAGCAAACUUAUCAGGGUUUUAUUGAAAGAGUUUUAUACCUACAUUGUAUUCAUAAUAUGAUUUUUGUUUUAGAAAUAAUUAUUAUGAGUAAAUAAAAAAUUUACACAUUUUAGUGUUGGAUGUAGUACAUGUUUAUGAUAUGCAUAAGGGCACAUAUGUAAAUUAAUUGACACUCCUAGUCAUGUUGUAGUGUUUUUUUUUAUCUUUCUGACAAAUUUUUCUACCUUUUUGACAAAUCAAAUAAUAAAUUUUGGGAGAAAAAUGAAGAAAAUAGUAUCAUAUUAUGAGUUGAUAUUCACAAGAUAAAAACAGGGGAUUAUAAAGAGAUCAUGUGAUCUGCUAAAACAAUGUAUUAAAGGAACUCCACUGAGGUAUAAAGAGUCUAGAUUCUAAGAAAUGAAAAUUGAAUUUCUUACAAAUGUCAUCAUGAACACUUUAGAACAGAAGGAUGUGCAAAAAAUAACAAAGAAAUAUACUCGAAAAAACAAGUCGAAAGUCACAUAUUUUUGUGCUAUUUUUAUCCCAAUUUGUGUGAAAAUCAUUGCAUCAUUUUUCAGUUUUGGGUCAUUUUCCACAUUUAGAAUAAUCAGUCUUGAAAAGCAAAGUGAGCAAAUGAUCUGAAAGUUUGUACAUAAGUAACUGUUAUUGGGCUAAACUUACAUCAAAUGGAACAUCAAGAAAUUAAAUUCAACACUUUUUGGUUUUGCUGAAUUUUAUAAAACCAGUAUGAAAAUGAAAUUUAGGAAAACUGCUUACACCUCUUUCCUGUUAUAAUAACAUUUCAGAUAUGGCUUUUAAAUUUUACACAUAAUUCAUGCAAGAUCAACCAACUGUUUUUGUAACUUUUUUAUAUGUUUUGUAUAAACUUAUAGAAAAAAAUCACACACACAUGCAAAACAUAAAAACUAACUUAAAACUGUACAUGUAUUUUUGGAUAAUUACAUUGAAUGUACAUGUACAAGAAUACAUCAAGAAAGAAUUAUAUAGGAGAAAAGUUAUAAAAAACAUGUUAUAUAGACUCAGAUAGAACAUGCAUUUCAGGAGUUUCCGUCUUAUUUUUCUGUAUAACAGCAUUGUAAGAUUUUUUCUUAAAAUAGAAUAUGUGUUAAUUUAUGUUUGUCUAAAAAGUGCUAAAACUCUAUUUAAAGGAGUUGCCGAUAAUAAUCAUCAAUACCCACUAUAAUAGGGGGAUGGUUGUAGAUAUGUGGUUAAAAUCCUGUUUUUGUUUACUGGUAAUUCUUCGAAGAAUGAAAUAUUUUUUGUUUAAAGGCCCAUUAUGCCUCAGAAAUGUUGUAAUUUUUAUUUCUCAAAAGUUUUUAUUUAUAUGCGAUGUACUUUUAUAGUUUCAAAAAAGUUGCUCAUUGGCCAAUUACAUGAAUAAUCUGUUUCUUUUGUUGCUUUUUGUCAAUUAGUAUAGUUAUAGUGAUUUUCAGUAUUUUGCAUGGAAGGGAAAAUAAUACUUGUUUACGAUACAUUUUUCUACUUUUAUGCCAAAUAAUAUCAUAAUUCAGAGCUACUCUGUGGUAACUAGCAUCGAAAAUGCUUUAAAACCAUUAUUUAAAUGUUAUAAUACUCAUGUUGGCCGUUUCUAAAGUAAUAAAAAUUAAAUUGUUUAUGAGGCAUAAUGUGCCUUUAAGAUGAUUGUGAUUUUGUUUAUUGCAAUAAAAUGUAUUUUGAUGGUGAAAUUACUUUUCGACAAAAUGAGUCUACCAGAAAUGUGCAAUGUUAGAAUGAAGAAAUAAGAGUGUAGAAAAAGAACAAGUUUUUCUAAGAUUGUUUGUAACUUUUAUUUACAAAGUCUUUGAAUAUUAGCGAAUUAAGGUGCAUCUUUACUGUCAGGACCUUUUCCAGCAUUUUUUGGAAAAGGCCCCAAGCUUAAAUUGGGAAAAUUAUUUUACAUUUUGAGAAAUUUACGGAAAUUUUUAAAAGUUGGAAAAAAACUAACUUAACCAUGCCUGUAAAUUUUUAUAUAUUUGUAUGGUUAUAAAACCUAUCAUUUCUGUUGAGUAACAAUUCAGAAAAGUUCAAUUUUUCCCAAAAAUUAAAAAAAAACAGUUUGAUUGUUUUUGUCUGCUGUUGGAAGUUUUUGUUUUAAAAUUUGAGGGAAAAAAAGAGACUGUUUUGGAUUGAGAAUGGAGUCCUAUACAUUUUCAGCCUCUGUUGAUAGGAUGAAAAUACCCUAACUGUUGUCUUCUCAUUCAGGCAUCUGUACAAUUUGUGAAUAGACUCAAACUGUUGCCUUGGCAUUCCAAGCUUUAAUAAUUAUAUAGAAAUACCUUAAAAUUAUGGUGGGAUGUGUGUAAAUGUUCAGUAAUAUUCUUGAAUUUUUAGAUUCUUAAAUGAAAAGCAAAGUUUAGGGUUUUUAACAUUUUAAAAUUGUUUGUGCAGUGGUCAAUACCAAAAUUAUAAAUAGGGCACACAUAUUAUAUAACUUUAGUGAUGUAAGUAUAAACUUGUGUAGAGAAACACCCUUUGGUCAACAAAGAUUUUGGCUGCUGCUGAGAGUUUUUUGCUCUACAGAGGUUAGAUUUAUUUUGAAGUCCUUUCUUUUGGAAAAAAAUGAUACUGUUAAUACCAAGAGGGUGACUCGCCUUUUUUUUAUUGAAAUUUGAUUGUUCUUACUCAACCAAUACAGCCUUGGAUACACUUAUUUUCUUUAUUGUUAAAAAAAGCCAAGAAUUUUUUUUUAAACAAGCUUGCCAGAUUAGCUAAUCACUAGUAAGCAAAAUGCUGGGCCUGUGAUCCUGAGAUUUGUCAUUUUCUUACCUAAUUAAGUAACAUAUAUACAUGUUUAAUCCUUUUUAGCUCACCAGAACCGAAGGUUCAGGGUGAGCUUUUUAUUAUCAAAAGGGGAUACUCCGGGGUCCGUUGUCAUGCGUCAACAAUCAUCUUCUCUGAAACUGCAGGGCAGAUUUACCUCAAAUUUGGUCUGGAGCAUCCUUGUGACAGUCACACUUAAAUUUGCUCAUGUCAUUUCAAUUGUCCCCUUUUAGGGGUCAACAGAGCUGAAAAUAGAAAAACCUUUAAACAUCUUCUACUACAGAACUAAUUGAUGGAUGAUCACCAAACUUUGUCUGUGGCAUUUUUAGGUAGUCUUUUAUCAAGUUUGCUCAUAUUGAUUUGAGUGCCUCCAUUAGGGGCUGCUAGAGCUUAAAUGCCCCAGGCCAUGGCUUUUUUUUAAAUUAUGGUUGUAAGAUAUUCUAUGCUCAACUUUAAUAUUAGAAAAUAUUGACAAUAGAUACACAGUCUCUUUAUAAAUAUAAAAUAAACAUGUUUUGACUUCACAAAGUAGAUAUAUUAUGUUUUAAACUCUUCACACUACAGGUGGUCACAGUAUGAAUAGGCCUAUAUAGUGUCAUAAAAAAACUGGCUGUUUUUUUCCCCUUACUUUUGGGGGGGGGGAUUUACGCUUGUCCAUCCAUCCAUCUGUCCUUCUGUCCGUCCUCAUUUUGUGUCGCACAUAGCUCAAAAAUAUGUUGACCUAGAGUCAUGAAACUUUACAGGAAUGUUGAUCAGCAUGUGUAGUUGUGCACCUGGGUAUUUUCGUGUGGAUAUAUUUAUUAAUCCCCUUUUUCAUAGCGGAAAGGGGAUUAUAGGAAUGGCUUUCGUCUGUCCGUUCUUGUCCGUCCGUAACACUUUCCUGUCAGCUCCAUAACUUUUAAACUAUUGAAAAAAAUUUAAAAUAACUUGGCACAAUAUUCACCGUAAUGGGAUGAUGUGCAGAGCACAAAAAUUGGGUUACUACCCCCCAAGGUCAAGGUCACACUUAAGGUCAAAUGUUAAAAAGUCUUCAUUUCAUAAUUAAAAGUCUACAUUUUGUGUUCACUUCAUAACUUUUAAACUCCUGAAAUUUUUUUGAAAUAACUCGGCACAAGUGACCACCAUAAUAAGACAAUGUGCAGAGUGUUAUAAUUAGGUUAAUACCUACAAGUUCAAGGUCAGACUUAAAGGUCAAAUGUUAAAAAGUCUUCAUUUCAUAAUAAAAAGUCUACAUUUUCUGUCCCCUCCAUAACUGUUUAACUGCUUAAAUUUUUUCUUAAAUAACUUGGCACAAGUGAUCACCAUAAUGAGACAAUGUGCAGAGCGCAAUAAUUGGGUUAAUACUCACAAGGUCAUGGUCACACUUAAAGGUCAAAUAUUAAAAAGUCUUCAUUUCAUAAUAAAAAGUCUGCAUUUCGUGUCUGCUCCAUAACUUUUAAACUGCUAAAAAUUGCAGUUUGGUAUUUUUGUGUGGAUAUAUUUAGUAUUUUUAGAGUUAUUGCCCUUGACUUAGUAAAAAUUUGCAAUUUUCAACUUGUGUAACUCAAAAAGUAUUUGACCUACAGUCAUGAAACCUCACAGGAAUGCUGCUCACCAUGUGCAAUUGUACACCUGGGAUUGCUUGUGGAUUUACUUGUUUUGUCAGAGUUAUUGCCCUUGACUUAAUAAAAAUUUGCAAUUUUCAACUUGUUUUGCAUGUAGCUAAAAAAAGUCCAUGGCCUAGGGUCAUGAAACUUUACAGGAAUGUUGAUCAGCAUGUGUAGUUGUGCAUCUGGGUAUUUUCGUUUACAUGUAUUUAGUAUUUAUACAGUAAUUGCCCUUGACUUAUUAAAAAUUUGCAAUUUUUAAAUUGUGUCGCAAGUAACUCAAAAAGUAUUUGACAUAGGGUCAUGAAACUUUACAGGAAUGUUGAUCAGCAUGUGAAGUUUUGCAUCUGGUUUUGCUUGUGAAUUAAUAUGUUUUGUCAGAGUUAUUUCCCCUGACUAAGUGAUAAUUUGCAAUAUUCAAUUUGUGUCAUGCGUAGCUCAAAAUGUAUUUAACCUAGAGUCAUGAAAUUUAAGAGGAAUGCUGGUCAGCAUAUGUAGUUUUGCACCUUAGAUUUUGUUUGUGGAUUUAUCAAGUAUUUGUAGAGUUAUUGCCCUUGACUUGGUAUAAAUUUGCAAUUUUCAACUUGUUCAUGCACAGCUCAAAAAGUACAGUAUUUGAACUGUACGCCUAAAAGUUUACAAGAAUGUUGGUCAGCAUGUGUACUUUAUGCACCAUGGGGUUGGCUUGUGAAUUUAUUCAGUACUUGUAAAGUUCUUGCCCUUUACUUAAUAAAAAGAUUUUUAGUUUUUAACUUGUGGCACAUGUAACCCAAAAAAUAUUUGGCACAGAGUCAUAAGAUUGACAAAACAGUGGAGUGUGGGGGCACAAGUGCCCUAUGGACACAUUUCUAGUUUUUAUAGAAAAGACCAACUUUACUUGGCCUAUAAUAGGGAAUGCAGCUCUCCAUACAUAGUUAAUUAUUCUUUUAUCUAAAUUAGACUUACUCAGUAAGAAUUUCAUAGAUUUCAAUAAAUUUCUUUGAUAGAAAUAUUUUACUCAAGGAUCUUUCAUAAUGAAACAAGUCAUCUUGGAAUGUCUUCCAUACAUGUGUAUAUUAUGUUAUGCAAUUUAUCCAAAAAAUGUUGCUUUAGAAAUGAUUUGAGGUCAUGUGUUUUGUAUCUGAACAGUAAACAUAUCUGCACAUUGUCUUUCAUUUGUAUAGAAAAAUAUCUAUUUCUGGUACUAUUAAGUGUUUACAAGUUAAGCUAGGUAACAAUGCAAUAAUGUGUAAAUAUCUUUCAGCUCUAGAAUUCGGACAGCAUAUUGCAUCAUUGUAGGGUCAGUUGUAGGUCAGAAUAGAGAAUUUUCCCCAGGAAAUAAAAUUAGACCUAUUGAAAGAUUACAUUUAUUUCCUUUACCUUACUAAAAAAGAUGAGUUUGUAUUUUUAUUAUUGAAUUUUGUUAAAAAAUGUUGAACUUUUGAAUUGGAUUCAAACUUUGAGAAAGCACAUUUCAAUUAAAUUUUAGGACAUACUGUUGAACCUGAAGUUUCAUGUGAAUUUUGGUAUCAGUUGAGCUGUUAAUGAUAUUUUUGAAACCAUUUCACCUACUUUCUGGUUUUUUGAUGUACAGACUUGAAAUUUAAACCAGAAAUGUAAUUUCUGUUGCGAAUUGAAAUUUUGACAUGGGGUUUAAUUUCUGAUCCUGAAUAGAAUUAUGAUAUGAACUGGCCUUCUUUGAUUUUGCUUGACCUCCUUAUUUUGUCUUUUACAGACUUAAAAUUUGGAUCAGGGGUGUAAUUUGUGUAAUUUUUGAUAAUGAAUUGAAUUUUGAUAUCAGCUGACCUACUUUUGAUAUUAAUGUCUUUUUUUAGGCACAGUUAAGUUACCAUAUAGAAAUUAAAUUUUCUGAAUGUGUAAAAAAAUUGUUUUCCCAAACUGUUCAAACAUCUAUACCUUAUGUAUUUUGCAUGUGACAUUUUGUGAAUUCAUUCACAAAAGUUUUAUAAAAAAUUGUCCCAUCAAAAUUAAACCUGCUCUAGUAGUAAUUUAUUCUGCCUUUAUUGUACAUAUUAUCAUAGGUACACACUUGCAACACAGAUAUUUUUAACAAAGCCUUUCCAAUAUAUUAGGGCAAAAUAUUUCAAUUUAUAUUUUGAAUAAUGAAAUGAUGGGUUAGAUGAGUGAUCUAAGGCCAUCUUAGUGGCCCUUUUGUAUAUUUUGAAGAAAAGAAACCAAAACAGUCAGUGUUGUGAAAGUAUAUUACAAAUGGGGCAAGUUCAAGUUGAGCUGAACUUGCCAAAAGAGCUGGACUUGCCUUUAAGCAUGUUUAUUUGAAAAAUAAUUUCCAACACUGAAAAGCAGUUGUUUCUGGUGAACGACUCAGGGCCAUUAUGGCCCUCUUUGUUUUAGAAUGUUCUUUUUAGAAUGUCAAGAUUGAAUCUCAGAAAUGGGCAUAACCCAUCAAAAUGGUUUCAACUAUACUGGUUUGUUGUUUAUACCUGCAGUAUACAGCCAGGCCAGGUUGUAUACUGUUGACUGCUGUGUUUAUCAAUACAUGACUUUUCGUAUCAAGGGUUGACCACAAAACUGUUGCAAGUCUUUUUUUUACUUCAUUUAUGUUAGUUACUGCAGUUUUGUUGUCAACCCUCGGUAUAUCAUUUGGAUUUAGAAAUCCCUUAAACUUGCAAUGAUCUGUUUCAUAUUCAAAGGAGAUCAGUGGACAAGUGGUUAAGGUGUCUGCCUCUUAUUACAGGGAUCGUGGGUUCAAACCCUACUGGCAACACAACCUUGUUGUCUCAUAUAUAACACCCAUACUUGUAAGUUUUCAGGAAUUGGACUUGAAAGUGGUUCAGAUAUCCGGAAAGCGUUCUUCUUCAGAAUAGAGCUUAGAUAGAUAACAUAAUGUUAAAUCCAAAUUUAAAUAUAUAGUAACUAAUAUGAUAGGAACAUACAACAUUUCUGAAAACAUUUAGAAUUUUAUUAAAACAUUACUAUUUUCGGGUUUGCACCACCUAUUUUCAUGAUGAAUUCAAAGGCAAACAAACCAUCUUACAUAUUCUGCAGGUAUGGUUUGAAAAUUAUAUAUUUAUUAUAGAACCUGCAGUAGCAUAGAUUUUAUUAGUCCCCUACCGGUUUACCGGAGGGGACUUUAGGUUUACCCUCCGUCCAUCUGUCCGUCCGUCUGUCCGUCCGUCUGUCUGUCAGUCCGUCAGUCCGUCCGUCCACAAAACUGGAUCCCGCGAUAACUUGAAAAGUACUGAAAAUAUUUUUAUGAAACUUGGUAUAUGGAUAGAUGCCAGUAUGGAGAUUAUGCACGUCUUUUUCUUUUCUUCCUAUGUUGAAAAUUCUGGUUGCUAUGGCAACAAAUAGGCUAAAAAUAUGGCAAAUUUUACACAUAAACUGGAAUUCCAGUGAUAACGCAAAAAGUACUGGAAAUAUUUUUAUGAAACUUGACAUAUGGGUAGAUGGCAGUCUUGGAAUUAUGCACGUCUUUUUCUUUUCUUCCUAUGUUGAAAAUUCUGGUUGCUAUGGCAACAAAUAGGCUGAAAAUAUGGCAAAUUUUACACAUAAACUGGAUCCAGUGAUAAAGCAAAAAGUACUGGAAAUAUUUUUAUGAAACUUGACAUAUGGGUAGAUGGCAGUCUUGGAAUUAUGCACGUCUUUUUCUUUUCUUCCUAUGUUGAAAAUUCUGGUCCCCUACCGGUUUACCGGAGGGGACUUUAGGUUUACCCUCC